Molecule: messenger RNA, 2045 nt
Organism: Eleginops maclovinus (Patagonian blennie)
Lineage: Eukaryota; Metazoa; Chordata; Actinopteri; Perciformes; Eleginopidae
Gene: jkamp
Product: jnk1/mapk8 associated membrane protein
Exons: 7
Coding region: 125-1048 (307 amino acids)
Biological process (GO): response to unfolded protein
Cellular component (GO): membrane
Molecular function (GO): ubiquitin protein ligase binding
Source: RefSeq, a predicted model, not a curated record
CAAACAUGCAAAACACCAACGAGGAAGAAGUUGUUUCGUCCGCUUCCGGUUUGGGUAGCAGUUAAAUGAAAACACGACAGCACUGAGACGAAAGACUUGUUCUUGAGUCAUUAUCGGCGAGGCAAUGUCUGUGGCCAUGAGUUCCACGUGCCCAGGCCUGUACUGUGGCAGGAUGAUGAUCAAUGGGUCGGUGGAGGGAGAGUGUGGAGUGUGUCCCCGUGGAGAGCGGGCUAACCUCCAGAAUGUGUGUGAACGCUGCACCGAGGCCCCCGAGCUCUAUGACUGGCUCUAUCUGGGCUUCAUGGCCAUGUUACCUCUAGUGCUGCACUGGUUCUUCAUCGAGUGGUACUCUGGGAAGAAGAGUUCCAGCGCGCUGCUGCAGCACAUCACAGCCAUGUUGGAGUGCAGCGUGUCGGCCAUGGUCACUCUGCUGGUGACAGAGCCGGUGGGGAAGCUCAGCAUCCACUCCUGCAGGGUCCAGAUGCUGUCCGACUGGUACACCAUGCUGUACAACCCCAGCCCCGACUACGUCAACACUCUGCACUGCACACAGGAGGCCGUGUACCCGCUCUACACCAUCGUGCUGAUCUACUACGCCUUCUGCUUGGUGCUGAUGAUGCUGCUGCGCCCUCUGCUGGUGAAGAAGAUAGCGUGUGGACUGGGCAAAUCGGAUCGAUUCAAGAGCAUCUACGCGGCUCUCUACUUCUUCCCCAUCCUCACCGUGCUGCAGGCUGUGGGUGGAGGACUGCUAUACUACGCCUUCCCCUACAUCAUACUGGUCCUGUCCCUGGUCACACUGGCUGUGUACAUGUCCGCCUCUGAGAUUCAGUCCUUUAAGAACCUGAUUGCCAAGAAGAAGCGUCUGGUGGUGCUGUUCAGCCAUUGGCUGCUCCACGCAUACGGCAUCAUCUCCAUCUCCCGAUUGGACAAGCUGGAGCAGGACCUGCCGCUGUUGGCCCUGGUGCCCGGCCCCGCCCUCUUCUACAUCGCCACGGCCAGGUUCACCGAGCCCAGCCGCAUCCUGUCCGAGGGCGGGAACGGACACUGACACACCCGACACGGAGGCAAUGUGUGUUUCUUCCACGUUCCCAACCUGGAGCCGGCAGUACAGUGGAUGCAGUUUUCAUAGACCCGUGUCCUAUUUUCACAUCUUACCUGCCUGUCUUCUAUUUAUUUAGCUUUUUCAUAAAGUGUCUUGGAAAUGCAUUUGUUACCUUUUUUUGUGAAUAGUGUGUAUGUUGUAAAUGUAGUUUGAAGAUGGUCGUGAUGAAGAGCUAACUGUAAAUAACAAAGUGUUUCUUAUAGAACAUUUAUUUCAUGACUCUUGUAAACAUCAGUAUUGGGCUGGUAAUGUCCUAUGACCGUCCUGCUUUUGUAUCAAACUUAUUUUCAAGUUUUCUGUUUGUAUAAUUGGGGACUUUUCUUCUGGGAUACUUGUGUCUAUAACCUCAGAAUAUGCUAUUUUAUUCUCAGAAAUGUAUCUCAUUAUUUUCAGACAGUAUCCAAAUAAUUGUUUUCAUUAAUUACUCUAAUCGCAAAGAUGACAUAUCCAUGUUUUCUUUCAGAUUGGUUCUCUUUAAUCUGGGAAAAUAUUUAAAUAUUUUGUUUUUACAUUCUCAUAUCUUUUCUCAAAAAAAAUCCUAAAAUGUUUUUUGUUAAUUUACGUGUUUUUUAUUUGUUUAUUUUCCCUGGGAUCUUUAAUUUUUAAUGGUUUUUUACAUUUUAUUUUAGAACUUUACUGUUUUGUUCAAAACCAGCCAAGAGAUAAGAAGAGAGCCUGAACGUAAAGCUGAAUAAUGGUUCGUAUCGACGCUCUAACACACACACACACACACACACAUACACACACACACACACAAAAUGAACACACUCCGGUGAGGUGAUGGGAAACCUGUAUUUGAAACAAAACACACUGAGAUACAAGAAAGACCUGUAUAUAAUUAUUAUUGUAAAUAUAUUUAUGUAAGCGUGUUAAUAUCAGUGUUUUCAGUAUGGUUUGCACAUGCACACAUUCAAAGUACAAAUAAAUGUUUCAUAAACCGAGA